Molecule: messenger RNA, 615 nt
Organism: Coniophora puteana RWD-64-598 SS2
Lineage: Eukaryota; Fungi; Basidiomycota; Agaricomycetes; Boletales; Coniophoraceae
Exons: 3
Coding region: 1-615 (204 amino acids)
Biological process (GO): transcription initiation at RNA polymerase I promoter; nucleolar large rRNA transcription by RNA polymerase I
Cellular component (GO): RNA polymerase I core factor complex
Molecular function (GO): RNA polymerase I general transcription initiation factor activity; RNA polymerase I core promoter sequence-specific DNA binding; TBP-class protein binding
Source: RefSeq, a predicted model, not a curated record
AUGGACACAGACGAUCAUCAGCAUAUAUUUCUAUUCUCUCCUGGCAACGAAAAGAAAGUUAUCAAUGUCCGUGCCACUCAUAUACGACGGCUCUUCGACAUUCUCCAUGUCAGCUUACAGCGUGGAGAUAGCCACCGAGCCCGUCAUGCAUGGGCCAUUUUAGCGCGCUGCAAGGAGGUAGACUGGAAGGAAAAAUGGAGAAUGAGUCUUCGAUUACUUGAUAGUGGUGCAACUCUGCAGAGUAAUUCACGCAAGACAGAGUUCCUCCGCACAAUCAUGUUGCAGUCGCCCAACCAGCGAGAACACAUCUUAUCCGAGCUUGUCAUCCAUCUGAUCAAUGCUGGAAAAUACAGAGACGCUCUCGACGAGCUGGAAUUGUACCUCCCGUCAUUCCCCUACCAUGACAAUGCACCACUUCAUGUGUAUGCUGGGCUUAUCUGCGUGUACAUGGCGCAACCAGAUGAUUCGGGCGACCAGAAUACAUGUUUCAAUGGAGACAUGCUCGGACGGGCGCAGAUUUACUUCGAACGGGCUAAGUCUUUAGACUCUGACAAUUUGGUGGCCAAAACUUUUCUUGAACGGGUGCGUGUGCUGCAGACCAGGUGGUCCCGUUGA